Messenger RNA from Eublepharis macularius, 3218 nucleotides. It is a transcript of the gene TAF5L, whose product is annotated as TATA-box binding protein associated factor 5 like. The transcript has 5 exons. Gene Ontology annotation, biological process: regulation of DNA-templated transcription. Bases 306 to 2075 code for a protein of 589 amino acids. The record is from RefSeq and is a predicted model, not a curated record. NCBI's taxonomy places the organism in Eukaryota, Metazoa, Chordata, Lepidosauria, Squamata, Eublepharidae. Gene Ontology annotation, molecular function: transcription coactivator activity; protein binding. Gene Ontology annotation, cellular component: nuclear protein-containing complex; histone acetyltransferase complex.
GCUCCUUCUCCGUGCCAGCCCGUCAGUCAUGGAGCGGCUGCUGCCAGCCGCGGCGGCAGUAACGGCAGCCCCUCCAUCAGCAGCCCGGGACGUCCGCGCCAGCCGCCUUAGCAGGAGCGUGAGCCACAAGCGAGAGCUGCGCGCGCCGGACUCCACGGUAGCAGCGGCGUCUCGCGCCACUGGGUGCAGUGAUUGACGGCGCGAGCUAGCCCAGGAAUUCCGUCUCGUGCCCGCAAUAGGAGUUGCGCACGGCUGUCCUCCUCCUAGCUAUUCUCCUUCUCCUCCUCGUCUGCGAUGCUCCAGUCAUGAAACGUGUACGCUCAGAACAGAUUCAGAUGGCAGUUUCCUGCUACCUCAAGCGCCGACAGUAUGUAGACUCAGAAGGUCCUCCGAAACAAGGGCUGCGACUGUGCCAGACUGCAGAAGAAAUGGCAGCUAAUCUAACAGUUCAAUCUGAAUCGGGUUGUGCCAACAUUAUAUCUGCUGCUCCCUGCCUAGCAGAGCCGCAACAAUAUGAAGUACAGUUUGGGCGACUGCGCAAUUUUCUUACAGAUUCAGAUUCUCAGCAUAGCCAUGAAGUGAUGCCUCUCCUGUAUCCCCUCUUUGUCUACCUCCAUCUUAACAUGGUCCAAAAUGGCCUAAAGAGCACAGUGGACAGUUUCUAUAGUCGCUUCCAUGGAAUGUUCUUGCAGAAUGCCAGCCAGAAGGAUAUCAUUGAGCAGUUACAGACCACCUUAACUAUUCAAGACAUCGUAUCCAACUUCAAACUCCAGGCAUUUCUGGACAACAAGUAUGUUGUCCGUCUUCAAGAAGACAGCUACAACUUCCUCCUUCGCUACCUCCAAAGUGACAACAACAAUGCUCUUUGCAAAGUUCUCUCCUUGCACAUUCACUUAGAUGUGCAGCCAGCCAAGAGGAUGGACUAUCAGCUGUAUGCUAGCGGUGGUUCUUCACGCAGUGAAAGCAAUGGCCUGGAACCUGCUGACAUGCCUACUUCCAUCCUGCAGAAUGAGGCAGCCUUGGACAUUCUGCAGGACAGCAUCAAAAGAGUCAAAGAUGGGCCUCCUUCACUCACCACCAUAUGCUUCUAUGCAUUUUAUAACACUGAGCAGUUGCUAAACACAGCAGAGAUCUCUCCAGACAGCAAGCUGCUUGCUGCUGGCUUUGACAAUUCAUGUGUGAAGCUGUGGAGUUUGCGGUCCAAGAAGCUGAAAUCUGAGCCUCAUCUGAUAGAUGUGUCCCGAAUCCACCUGGCUUGUGACAUCAUGGAUGAGGAGGAUGAAGAUGAUGAUAAUGUGGGUACAGAAAUGAAGAUCCUCAGAGGACACUGUGGUCCUGUGUAUAGCACAAGGUUUCUGUCAGACAGUUCAGGACUUUUGUCGUGUUCUGAAGACACAUCCAUCAGAUACUGGGACCUUGGAUGUUUUACAAACACUGUGUUGUACCAAGGGCAUGCUUACCCUAUCUGGGAUCUGGACAUCAGUCCUUGCAGCUUAUAUUUUGCCAGUGGUUCCCAUGACCGCACAGCAAGACUCUGGUCAUUUGAUCGGACGUACCCAUUGCGAAUAUAUGCAGGCCAUUUGGCAGAUGUGGACUGCAUUAAGUUUCACCCCAAUUCUAACUACUUGGCAACAGGAUCCACAGACAAAACAGUGCGGCUGUGGAGUACCCAGCAAGGAAACACUGUGCGCCUGUUCACAGGCCACCGUGGCCCUGUGCUGUCACUUGCAUUUUCUCCAAAUGGUAAGUAUUUGGCUUCAGCAGGUGAAGAUCAGCGGUUAAAGCUGUGGGACUUGGCAUCUGGCACUCUUUACAAAGAACUGAGAGGGCACACAGAUAAUAUCACCAGCCUUACUUUUAGUCCGGACAGUAGCUUGAUUGCUUCUGCAUCAAUGGACAACUCUGUUCGGGUCUGGGACAUUCGAAACACUUACUGUAGUGCUCCCAUAGAUGGCUCCUCCAGUGAGCUAGUUGGUGUAUAUACCGGACAGAUGAAUAAUGUACUGAGUGUACAGUUUAUGGCCUGUAACCUCCUUUUAGUGACUGGAAUUGCACAAGAAAAUCAAGAAUAUUAACUUUUUUAAAAGGGGGGAGGGUUUAUUAAAAGCCAGAGUCUAUUAUAAACUGAGAUUAUAUGUAAUUGACUGUGAAAAAUGUCUUUCUCUCUGCCAUUGUGGGGUAUGUCCAGAAUGAUGGAAACACUGUACUUGAAGAUAUUUUGCAUUGUUAGUAAAGGACAGAGGAGGGGGGAGGGCAAUAGAACUUUGUCAUUGUAUGAUAGUAGUGCAAGGGCAGGAAGCAAUGCGGGGAAGCCAACGACCCAGAAUAUUACACUAUAAAGAAUAGCCCAAAGCCUGGUCCAAACAACUAAAAUUAUCAACUUGGCAUUUGCACUUUGCAUGUGCACUUAAAUAUAUUGUAUUAUGGGCACAUCCUUUCUGCUAGCAGAGGUUGGUGGGACUGUUUCUGUAUCAAUUAUUCAGCUCAGUUGACUAUUUCCCCACUGAUUUUUUUCUGUGGGUCCAAAAUGCUUGUCAUCUUACUGAUUAGAAAAUUUUCAUUGUAAAGGUGCUUCCUAAAAUAAGUGACAUUACAAUAAUGUUUGAAAUAUUUUUGGGGCAGGUUUCCAGCUUGCUUUUAAUUUUUUAAUUAUAAAAAGGCGAUUUGAAUGUGACCAUAGCCUGUCUCUGUGAAGAGAUACAAUUUGGAUUUGAUUUGUUAAUGCUGGCUAUAAUAUUUGUAGCUGUUGAUAGAUGGGAAGUUUGGGAUUUUUCCAAAUCUGGUUGCACUGUGAUGGUGAUACAAAAUAGAAAUGAUUAACUUGGAGGAAAUAAGUAGCUCAUCUGUUGAACAGAACUAGAAAAAAUGCUUGAGUUUAUAAAAGCAUCUUUGAACUCUGAAUAGAAAGGGCACAAUUCACCUCACCAAAAAUACUGUCUGCAAAUGAAUAUUGAUAAAUGUAUCCAGAAGAGGGGGAAUUUCUAAAUUAUUAUGAGAAGGCGUAGCUCUGCUGAUGUCUGAUGCUUUCCACUGAAUAACAAAAUAGAAGUUACAUGAAGUUUUCAUUGAGAAUGCGAGCAUGCAAAAUGAAAGGGUUUGGGGUGGGGAAAGCAAACCCUAAUUUUGUCAUUCAAAGAAAAGAUUGAAUAUUUCUGCUUUCAGGAAAGAGAUUUUGUAUUUUUGUUUUUUUUCUAUUAAAGCAUUUAGUUUAAAGAGAA